Entrophospora candida is the source of this 335-nucleotide messenger RNA. Lineage: Eukaryota; Fungi; Glomeromycota; Glomeromycetes; Entrophosporales; Entrophosporaceae. The record is from the annotation of a GenBank genome assembly.
UAGAAAAAUCUACGCAACGUAUUUUUGAUGAUGAAGAGUAUGAAAGAAUUGGUUGUACACUAGUUCAAUCUGGAACUUGGAAAGCAGCUCCAUCCGACGCUUACAUUAUAGGUUUAAAGGAAUUACCAGAAAAUGACGACUCACCUCUUUCUCAUACACAUAUUUAUUUUGCACAUUGUUAUAAGAAUCAAUCUGGUUGGCAAAAUAUUCUAAAAAGGUUUAUCAAUGGCAAAGGAUUGCUUCUUGAUUUAGAGUUUUUAAAUGAUGAAAAAGGUCGUCGUGUUGCUGCAUUUGGUUAUCAUGCGGGGUUUGCUGGAGCAGCUAUUGGACUAGAU